AUGUGUCGGUCUUUCGCACGGCUGCUGCGUGCACCGCCAAUCCAGCAUGCCGGCCCCCCGAGGUCUAGCCCGGGGGCCCGUCGCCACCCCUCGUCACUGAGGCUACCCGAUCGAUCGAUUGCCGUGGCGAGCGCCAGAUCGCCUGCCCUGGUUCUGGGCCAAGUUUUUCAUGUCGCGCGACUGGCUCCGCGCUUUCCUCUUCUCCACCCAAGUGCUCCCACCGGUCUCGCGGUCUUCUCGACAUACCCCGGCAAGCUUGUCGCAUCGACUCCUCAGACACAUUCACAGGGCCUCGCGCACGAUCUUGAUAACGCGUUCAAUCCGGAAGCUGUCGCCAUGGCGAUAGAUACAACUGUCGCCGGCGUGAAGCCGGCGGAUAUUCUGAAUGGGGACGUUUCUCUACCUGCUGGUCAGGCUGAGGCCUCCCUCGAUCCAGAAUCGGACGAAGAUGUGCCGGUGGACGCGGAGGAGCUUCAGGAAGCUCUGGGACGGCCGCCUCCAGUGAACAGCAGUUACCUUCCUCUACCCUGGAAAGGACGCCUGGGAUAUGCUUGCUUGAAUACCUAUCUCCGCUACUCCAAUCCCCCAGUGUUCUGCUCCCGUACAUGCCGCAUUGCCUCCAUUUUAGAAAAUCGGCAUCCACUGAAUGAUCCCAACGAGCCCCCACACCCAACCAAGAAUCGGCCGAAUCGGGAACAACCAGCAGACGUCGCGCGAGGGCAGGCCUUUGUCGAGGGACUGGGACUUGCCAAUGCGCGCGACCUAGUCAAGCUCCUGCGCUGGAAUGAUAAGUACGGCAUCAAGUUCAUGCGCCUCAGCAGCGAGAUGUUCCCGUUUGCCAGCCAUAAAGAGUAUGGCUACAAACUGGCGCCGUUCGCAUCAGAAGUACUCGCAGAUGCAGGGCGGGUGGUUGCAGAACUGGGCCACCGAGUAUCGGUUCAUCCUGGCCAGUUCACCCAGCUCGGGUCCCCCAGGAGAGAAGUGGUGGAAAGCUCCUAUCGAGACCUCGAGUAUCACUCAGAGAUGCUUCAGCUUCUCAAGUUGCCUCCGCAACAGGAUCGUGAUGCCGUAAUGAUUCUGCACAUGGGCGGCGUCUUUGGUGACAAGGCAGCAACUCUGGACCGUUUCCGCGAGAAUUAUGCUGUUCUGUCGCAGGACAUCAAGAACCGGCUGGUCCUGGAGAACGACGACGUCAGCUGGACAGUCCAUGACCUUCUCCCCAUCUGCGAGGAGUUGAAUAUUCCUCUCGUACUUGAUUACCACCAUCACAACAUUCUGUUCGAUGGGAACGAGCUGCGCGAAGGCACGCAGGAUAUCAUGGCGCUUUACGACCGUAUCGCGGCCACCUGGUCCCGAAAGGAUAUCACACAGAAGAUGCACUAUUCAGAGCAAACUGCUCCGGCCAUUACCCCUCGGCAACGACGUAAGCACAGCGACCGCGUGGCCACUUUACCACCCUGUGUUCCUACGAUGGACCUGAUGAUCGAGGCCAAGGACAAGGAGCAGGCCGUAUUUGAGCUGAUGCGAACUUUCAAGCUGCCCGGCCACGAUCUAAUCAACGACCUAAUUCCAUACACACGAACCGAUGAGAACCAGCCGUUCAAGCCGCCACGGAAUUCUAAGAAGAAUGGUGGCUUUGUCGAUCUUGAAGGAGCGGUGCCUCCGCCUCGCACUGUUCCCGACGAGGAAGUCGGCAUGGGCGGCCCGGAGAGAAGAGUCUAUUGGCCUCGGGGCAUGGAGGAAUGGCUCCGUCCCGCAAAGAAGAUUGUCAAACCCAAGCCCAGCACAAGCCCAGUGAAGCGCAGUGCUUCCAAGAAGAUGAAGAUAGAACCCACUACCCCAAAUGGCGAAUUGGAGACUCCGGUCAAGAAAUCAACCAAGACAUCAACCAGGCGGGCGCCCACUUCGGCCAAGUCUCGUACAAAACGGAAGGCUGACCAAGUUGAGUCUACACCUGAGUCGGACGAGGUAGGCCGCAUGUCUGCCGAAAUGGAAAAGACUGUGACUACUGAAACAUCGACGCGGCGGAGUAGUCGCGCGAAGAAGAUCAAUUAUACCGAAGAUAGCGCAUAG
Molecule: messenger RNA, 2073 nt
Organism: Penicillium canariense
Lineage: Eukaryota; Fungi; Ascomycota; Eurotiomycetes; Eurotiales; Aspergillaceae
Product: UV-endonuclease UVE-1
Exons: 2
Coding region: 1-2073 (690 amino acids)
Biological process (GO): mitochondrial DNA repair; nucleotide-excision repair; response to UV
Cellular component (GO): mitochondrion; nucleus
Molecular function (GO): endonuclease activity
Source: RefSeq, a predicted model, not a curated record